GAGCUGGAUUCGCUACUUUCAUUCGGCUCACUGAGGUUUCAACUAGCGACACAAGCGGCUGUCUGUCACUUUCACCUGCUGAAAAUGAUCCUCAAAUUCACCUGUCUGCUCGGAUUGCUGCUCUGCGGCUGUCAAGCUGUGCUUCAGGUGUCGAUAUCACUCAAUAAAGUGGAGCUGAGUGUCGGAGAGUCGAAGUUCUUCACAUGCACAGCCAUCGGUGAGCCGGUCAGCAUAAACUGGUUCAGUCCUCAAGGCGAGCGCAUCGUCUCAAACCAGAGAGUGAUCGUCCACACGGAGGGUGUGCGGUCCAGGCUGACCAUCUACAACGCCAUCAUCGAGGACGCUGGGAUAUACCGAUGCCAGGCUGUGGACGCCAAAGCACAGAGUCAGGAGGCCACGGUGGUGCUGGAGAUUUACCAGAAGUUGACGUUUCGCGAGGUGAAGACGCCGCAGGAGUUUCGUCAGGCCGAGGUCGCCGAGGUCAUCUGUGAUGUCAUCAGUUCGCCUGUGCCAGCCGUGUCCUGGUUCUACAAGAACAGAGAAAUCACGUCCGAACACAACAGCAGAUUUCAAGUCCUUCCCACCAACAACCUGCAGAUCCUGCGCGUGAGCAAAGCCGACGAGGGUGUGUAUCGCUGCGAGGCGCGCGUGGAGGCCCGAGGAGAGAUCGAUUUCAGGGACAUCGUGGUGCUGGUGAACGUUCCUCCGGUUCUGUCCGUGCCACAGCAGUCCUUCAACGCCACGGCAGACUACCAGGAGUCGGUGACGUUCACCUGCAUCACCUCCGGCUCCCCCGACCCUCAGGUGACCUGGUACUGGAAGGGUCACGUGAUCGAGCGUUCGGAGCAGUAUGUGUUGAACACUCUGGAUGGGGGCAAAAGCACGCUGACCGUUAAAAACAUCGGUCAAGGGGACGGAGGACCGUACAUCUGUCGCGCCACGAACAAGGCCGGGAGCUCGGAGAGUCAGCUGAUCCUCAAAGUGUUCGUCCAGCCUCACAUCACUCAGCUGAGGAACGUGACGGCCGUGGAGGGAAACGCUGCGAUGAUCUCCUGUACGGCUGAAGGAGAACCGUUGCCUGAGAUCUCCUGGAGGAGAGCCAGUGAUGGACAGACCUUCACAGACGGAGAUAAGAGUCAGGACGGCCGUGUGGAAGUGCGUGGACGGCACGGAAAAUCCAUGUUGACCAUCAGCGGCGUUCGACUCUCAGACUGGGGCCGGUUCGACUGUGAAGCUCUCAGCAGGAUCGGAGGUCAUCAGAAGAGCAUGUUCUUGGAUAUCGAGUAUGCGCCGAAGUUCCAGACUAAUCAGACCAUCUUCUACUCAUGGGAGGGAAACCCAGUGAACAUCAGCUGCGACGUGAGGGCCAAUCCUGCAGCCACGAUGCUGUGGAGACGAGACCGCUUCACCAUCUCCAGUCAAGGGACCAGCAACAUUCGCAUCCACACUGCAGAGGGACGAUCGCUUCUGGAGGUCACUCCAGUGUCCGACAGGGAUUUCGGACGCUACAACUGCACCGCCAGGAACAACAUCGGCGCUCGAUACCAGGAGUUUAUACUAGCACAGGCAGAUGUCCCGUCGAACCCGUACUCCGUGCGUCUCACUGCCGUCUCCCAGCGUCUCGCCACCGUCUCCUUCAUGAAGCCCGACUCGCACGGCGGCGUCCCCAUCAGCUAUUACAUCAUCAACAUCAAAGACACGAGCGCACAGGAUUGGAGGACAGUGAGAUCACAUGGUGUUCAGACCACAGUAGUUCUGGCCAGUCUGGAGCCCAACACCACGUAUGAGGUGCGAGUGGCGGCGGUCAAUGGAAAGGGUCAGGGUGAAUUCAGCCACACAGAAUCCUUCCAGACGUUAGCCAUCCGCGAGCCGAGUCCUCCGACGGUUCACGGACAGAGAGGAGUCGGGAAAGCCUACAGACUCGGACUGAUCAAACAGGACGACGGUGGGAUGCCUAUCGUCGAGUACAUCCUGAAGUAUAAAACGGAUAAAGAGGAGCAGUGGAUGACGAAGCUGGUUCCCGGGAUGAAUGACUUCGCUCUUCUUCAGCCGCUUCAGUGGAACACGCGCUACAACGUGGAGAUCACGGCGCGCAACGUCAAGGGCCUGUCGGAGCCCACCUUCUUCCAGUUCCUCAUGCCACAGAAGCCCGACAUCACAGCAGAUUCGCUGUUCAGUGGUCUGGGUCUCGGCGCUGUGGUGGGUCUCGGACUGGCGGCUCUUCUUCUCCUGCUGGCUCUGGUGGACGUCGGCUGCUUCUUCUUCAGACACUGCGGUCUCCUCAUGUUCAUCAGCCGCAAACUCUGCAGCAAGAAGACCACGACCAGCGGCAAGAGCAAAGAGCUGGAGGAGGGCAAAGCCGCGUACCUAAAGCUCCCGCUGAAGGAGGAGAACGGUAAAGAGGUUCUGAAGCCGGAUCUGAUCGAGAUCAAGGUCCACUCGGACAACAGCCUGCACACGAAACAGGACGACAGCAAAGCGUAAUGCGAACUGAGACCACAAAAGAGAAAAGAAAAGAGAAGAAAAAAAAGAAAAGAAAUCAAUCUUCUUCACUAAUGUAAAUAUGUUCAAAUAUAAACUGAGUUUUUUUUGUGAUAAAUCUACUGUUGUUUCUAUUCGCGCCGGCUCCAGCACU
Messenger RNA from Rhinichthys klamathensis goyatoka, 2635 nucleotides. RefSeq lists its product as uncharacterized. Lineage: Eukaryota; Metazoa; Chordata; Actinopteri; Cypriniformes; Leuciscidae. Gene Ontology annotation, cellular component: membrane; neuron projection. The transcript is spliced from 17 exons. Gene Ontology annotation, molecular function: protein binding. Gene Ontology annotation, biological process: cell adhesion. The record is from RefSeq and is a predicted model, not a curated record. Bases 85 to 2484 code for a protein of 799 amino acids.